AUGGCUGGUGGCGAAGAAUCAGCCGAAGCAGCAAAUCUAAAAGGCCUUAGCAAAAUUUUCAAUGGGCAAACUAUGAGAGGAAGGGCGAACGUAGCCAUAGCGACGUACGCAACUAUUGGCACCCUUAUAGCAUACUUCACUUUGAAACCCAAGAAACCGAAGACGAAAUAA
This is a messenger RNA of Phyllotreta striolata, 171 nucleotides long. The record is from the annotation of a GenBank genome assembly. Lineage: Eukaryota; Metazoa; Arthropoda; Insecta; Coleoptera; Chrysomelidae.